Chara braunii is the source of this 2295-nucleotide messenger RNA. The record is from the annotation of a GenBank genome assembly. NCBI's taxonomy places the organism in Eukaryota, Viridiplantae, Streptophyta, Charophyceae, Charales, Characeae.
GGGGGACUCCACAAAGAUCAAAACCCUGUUCUUCUUCCUCUGUCCUUUGCAAGAGAGUGUGUGGUUUCUUUCCCCUUCCCCGUUUCCGUCGAGUGUGCAUUAGAAGCUGCCGAUGGGAGACUUCAAGGGCUCCGGGGUUAUCUUACCCGCGAUUGGAAAAGCACAACGACCAACCAUUCGACUGAAGCAUGGGCCAGUUGGCUCUGCAGCUGGGAGUGUCUUCUUCAACGUGUUGCCACGUGUCGAGGUGGUUGGUUCUGCUCACCGAGCAGUAUCCUCUCUCGAUUGCAGCACUGGCGAUCAUCCUACUCAGGCUGGCAGGCGGCCCGAACAGUAUGGAAAUCCUAUGACCAGCAAUUUUCAUGCGCAAACCGAUUUGUGGAAGGAGAAGAUGGGCUGGGUGCAUGAGGCUCAGCGAUUGCAUCUAAUGGGAAGGGAGUGUGAAAAGGACUUAGAAGCCCGACUGUUGAGGUGUGACGGCUCAACGGCUGAUUAUCACGAGCUGGCGGCAGAGUUGAAGAGCCUUUGGGAUGACACACGUACCGACGAGCUCAACCGUCGAAAGAGUGUAGCCAGUCUUGGCGAUCAGCAGAGGAAGGCCAGGGCUGCUGUGAUGAAGGUGAAAUCUCUCUUAUCGGAUUUGCAGGUAGGAAGAAAGAAUGUGGGGGGUCUAGGUCCAGGUCCAGGUCUAGGGGGGGCCAUUUCCAAGUGCGCUUGGGAAGGAGAGACUUACUUUGUGGAAGCAAAGCAGCAAUUCAAUGGCGAGUUGGAAGCAUUAGCUCAUGCCGAGAGGACUGUGUCAAGAGACUUAGAGUAUUGCGUUAAGCAGUUGAAGAGGACUGCUGCUGUAGAGAGGUCAGCAGGAGCAGCAGCAGCAGCAGCAGCAGCGGCAGCAGGAGCAGAAUCAGAAGGAGCAGCAGAAGAGCAAAGCAGCAGGUCUAUUGUUACGAUGGAGGAUGUCGACGUUCGGAGGCAAAGACGGGAGGCGAAGAGAGAGAGGGCAUUGCAUCGCAAACUGCUCAUGGAGGUUCAAGAAUUUGACGACUUCGUGAGUAGAACAGGUGCAACAGGUGGUUGGGAUCACGAAGAUCACAGGCUCUUCCUUAGAAUUCUCAAGGAAAACCGUCGGGACUAUGGCUCUUGCGUGGCUCAGUGCUUGGAAGAGCUUAUCCUGCAUGACAAGGAUUCUAUCAUCCGGCAUUGGAGAUGGCAGGAGGAAUACGAAAGCCUCCUUGCAAAGAAGCACGCAGCGAUUGCUAAGUGGCGUGCGCAGAAGGAGGCCGCCAUCGCUGAACGGCGCGCAGCAGCAUUGGAGGCGGCGAGUCUUCGAAAGGCAAGGGAGGAGCAGCGGCGACAAGAGAUGGCGGAGAGAAGUCGAAGGGAAGAAACUUUGGUGCAACUGCGACUAUGGAAGGAAGCCAAAGCCGCCGCCGAAGCCGACAAGCGAGCGAGAGAGGAGGACGCCGAGAAGCUGGCAAAGCUGAGGGAGAGAAGGAGAGAAGAGUCGCGGCGAGCCUAUGCGAAGGCACUGGUAGAAGAGUUCCUAGCAAAGAAGAAGGCCGAGGAGGAGUUCUGCAAGCAGCUGUCUGACCGAUUAAAGCCGCUGGCAGAAAAGCAGGUUACACAGCAAGAUCUUGAUCGGCGACGAAAACAAGACGAGUCUAUCCUACAGAGAAGGAAGGGGUUGAUAGAAGAGCAAAAUAGGAAAGCGAAACUGCGAGAAGAGAGGAUGAAGAAGCUGCAGAGGAAAAUGGAGGGAGGGAGGGUCCAGGUGGAACGGGAUCCCCAUCGCGUGCUGAAGCCAACGAAGGCGGUAAAAGAGAGGCUGAGAGAGAUACGGCAAGACAAAGAGGAGAGAGAGAAGAACCCGGUGCAAGGCAACCAUCUGUGCCCGGCGGUCAAGGUUUUGGCUGUAAAGAGAAUACAUAGAUUUUCCAGGGCGAUACCGUCAUGGCGGCAAGUUAACAGCAGAUAAAGGGCCUCGCUCCACUACUCAAACAUUCGAACAGUCCUUGGAACAUAAGGUUCAUUGUCCUCCCUCAUCGCUCAAAACGAUCCUCACCAGUAUGCUCAAGCCUAUUUGGCCCACCCCUGGACUACCAUACAGUCCCGGAGUCAGCUCAUGGGGGAUCUGCCAGCCUUUGUUCGUCUAGUCGGUCUCACCUGAUGCUGGCCCUGCAGUGCAGGGGGCCUUGUCACUGUGUGUGUGUGUGUGUGUGUGUGUGUGUGAGAGAGAGAGAGAGAGAGAGAGAGAGAGAGAGAGAGGUAAACUGAAAAUCAACUGGGCCUAACGGC